AUGGCAUCGCAAGCCCUUCCCCCCCACAAGGUCAUCCCCGGCACCGGCGGCACAAUUGUGGUUGACGCCUUCCGUUACGCGCAUCCUGGCAUAAAAGCUUACUUCCUCACGCACGCUCACAGCGACCACUACACGGGUCUGAGUGACAGCUGGUGCUGCGGCCCGAUCUAUUGCUCCGAAACCACCGCCCGCCUGGUGGCGCACCUUUGCGGCGUGGAUCCCGCAUACCUGAAGCCGCUCCCCAUGAGGCAGCCGGUGAUGGUGGCGGAGUCUGGUUGCCCUCCACCUCCACCUCCACCUCCACCUCCACCUCCACCUCCACCUCCACCUCCACCUCCACCUCCACCUCCACCUCCACCUCCACCUCCACCUCCACCUCCACCUCCACCUCCACCUCCACCUCCACCUCCAAACCCUCCCCGGUGUGCACCAGGUGUGGAGGUGACGCUGGUGGAUGCCAACCACUGCCCCGGGGCCGUACAGCUGCUCUUCCGACUGCCCGCCAGCGGCGCCCGCUACCUCCACACGGGCGACAUGCGCUUCUGCGCCGCCAUGGCCACCUGCCCGCUGCUGGCCGCGUGGAGGGGCUGCGAGGCCGUGCUCCUGGACACCACCUACUGCAGCCCCAAGCACACCUUUCCGCUACAGGUACUGGGGUUGGGGGUGUGGCCAGGGCGUCAGGUACUGGCGGAGGAGUCCGUGGACUACUUGGUGAGCACGCUGGGGACGUUGCUAGACGAGGAUGGCAGGGCUGCGGCUGCGGCGGCGGAGGAAGCGGCAGUGGCAGUGGCGGCGGGGCGUGGUGAUGGUGGUGGUGAUGGUGGCUGUUUGACAGCAGCAGCAGGAGAGACAGCGGGGAGGAUGCUAUCGCAAGUUGCAGCAGAAGCAGGAGCAGGAGCAACGCCAGCAGCGGCUGCAGUGCCUGCGGUUGUUCUAAGCGGGCCCGCGGUUGGCAGUGGCGGCAAUGGCGGUGCCGGUGGUGUGGAAGACCCCGCCGCCACCACCACCGUUGCCGCUGCUCCUGCUCCUGCUUCUAAUGCUGCUCCGAGUAACUCUUCGGCUUCUGGGAAAGGAGUUUUCACUGUGGGCGGUGGCGGCCGGAUUGCGGAGACCCCGGCAGCGGAGGCAGCGGAGGCAGCGGAGGCAGCGGAGGCAGCGGAGGCAGGGGGGGGGUCGGCGGUGUCUGCUGCUGUGGGUGGCGGAGGUCGCGGAGGUCCUUUCCGGCGGCUGUACCUGGUGUCCACGUACGUCAUCCGGAAGGAGCGAAUCCUGCUGGCGAUUCGUCAACGUUGCGGAGUACGAGUGUACGUCUCCGAAACCAAGCUUGCCGUACUGAGCCUGCUGGGGCUGCCCGAGCAGCAGCUGGCUGAUACGUUCACCACUGACCCGCGGGUCACACCCGUGCACGUAGUGCCUUGGGGCACGCUGGGCGAGACGUGGCCUUUUUUCCGACCCAACUUUGUCAACAUGCAGCGCAUUGCGGAGGAGAUGGGCGCGCCGGCGGUGGUGGGGUUUUGCCCCACGGGUUGGCUGUACGAGAUGAAGCGGACGGCAUUUCCUGUACGGACCCGUGGGUCGCUGUCUGUGCACCUGGUGCCGUACAGUGAGCACUCGAGCUACUCUGAGCUGCGGGAGUACGUCCGCUGGUUGCGGCCCCAGCGGGUCAUUCCGACGGUGGGCGUCGGCGGCGACGAUGGCGAGCGCAACCGAGCCGCCAUGCUCAAGCACUUCCGCACACUCGUCGACGAGACCGCCAGCAAGGCCAAGUUCCUGGCCGGCAUGCGCGGCCGCGCCACCGCCACCGCCGGCGCGGCUGCGGCAAUAAACCCAUCCGGUCCGCAUCCGGCGUUGGCGGAUACGGAGGUAGAGGGCACAGCGACAAUGCCAUGGACGCCGUCCCAGCCGCAGCAGCCGCUCGCCGUACCUCCGGGUCCGAUACCUUCGGAGCGGAGUGUGGGACGGCAGCUGCAGCUGCAUGCGGGUGUUGAGGGGCCGAUGUGCCGGGGCUCGGAGGCGCAACUGCAGAGCGGGGGCCGCGGGGUGUCAGGCAGCCGGACGGCAGCCGGGCGGCGGGGACCAGGGGAUAGGUGGGGGCGGCAGCAGCGGGGCGGUAAGAAGAAGGUCGGCAGUAGCGGCAGCGGCGGCGGCGGCGGCGGGGCAGGAGGCGUGGGGCGGGGUUGUCCGGUUGUAAAAGAGGUGAUCGUCAUUGCCAGCAGCAGCAGCAGCGGCAGUGACAGUGGUAUUUCGGGUAGGGAUGGUGGAAGUGAUGGCUGCGAGGGUGAGGAGCUGGUGCAGGAAGAGGAAGAAGAGCGAGAAGUGAGGAACAGUGGGAGAGCUGCUCGCAGCUGCGAUGGAGGCGGUAGCGGCGGUGACGAUAGCCGCGGCGCUGCGGAACUCGUAUUGCAUUCCGCAGAGAGGCCGACGCCGAUGCUGCCGCCGUCACUGCCGCUACUGCCGCUGCAGCGGCAGCAACACCAGCAGUCUGUGAAGCAGCUAGGGAGGUACGGCAGCGGCGAUGACUGUGGUGGAGACGGCUGUGGAGGUGUGUGUGGUAACCCACACGAGCCCGACUUCAACGGUUUCGGAGCUGGGGAGGCCAACAGCGGAAGGAAUGGCGACAACCAAUGCAGCGGCGGUGGCGGCGGAAGAGGAGGGAGCGGUGAGGGCGGCGGUGGUGGCACCCUUGUGAAGCCGGAGGCGGAGGUGGGAUGUGCCCAGAAUGUCGGCAUCUGCGGGGCGUUGGAGGAGGGGUUGGGGGAGGUGGAGGAGGUGGAAGUGAAGAACGAAGCAGAAGGGACAGGGCCUGGCGGCGGCGUCGGCGGAAGUGGAGGCGGAGGUGGAGGCGGAGGCGGAGGCGGAGGCGAGGUUGGCAAUGAUCGCCCGAGCGGCGAGGCGGGAGCAAGGAGCCGCGGGGAAGCGCCACAAGGCUGCGCCGACACGGGGCCUCCAGAGUCGUCUCAACCAGCGUCGCCGUCGCCGUCGCCUUCGUCAUUAUCGUCGUCGCUACAGCAAUUGAUGGCCGUACUUGGCUCCGGAGCCAACCUUCAGGAAGCGCAGCGGCUUCUAGCAGCCACACGCAACGACGUCGCCGCGGCGGCGAACCUGUAUUUUGAUGGUGGGCUGCCGCCGUUGCCGUCGCCUAGCGUUGGCGUUGGCGGCGGCGGCGGCGGCGGCCGGCGCAGCGCAGGUGCUAAAUCGUCAAUCAGAUCCCGUACACCGGCCACCGCCGCCACGGCUGUUGCGACUGGCGGCGGAGCUGCUCGCCCCAGUAAAAAGGCGCGCUUGUCACAUCCUCAAGGAUCGGCGGCGACGGCGGCGGCGGCGGCGGCGGCCGGUAGAAGCAAGGGUCUCCAGGGAAGGCCCGUCCAGCGCUCCAUUGCGUCGUUCCUUGUACGACCAUGCGGCGGCAAUGUCGGUGGCGUCGCGGGUGCUGCUGGUGGUGCCGCUAACGGCGGUGACGGCACCGUUGGCGGCGGCAGUAGCACCAGCGGUGGCGCCGGGCUCCACGGCAAGGACGUGGCCGUCAGCGGCGGUGCUCCGAUAGGGGUCCACGACACACCGGCAGCAGCCCUGCCCCAAGAGUCCCGCUGUACGGUGGCCGUGGUUGGGGCGGGAGGCGAGGCGACGUCAGCGACGGCGGCACCAUCGGCUGGUGCAGCUGCAGCUCCUGGCCACCAGCACUACCCUUGGGGGACAACCGCAGGCUGCUUGCACACUAGGCCUAUACUCGGUACCGCCCCGACCGCCCCGACCGCCGGAGCCGUAAAUGCCUACACAGCUUUGCUUGCGACGCGGGAAGAUGAGGAUAGAGAGGUGGCGGAGGAGAAGAGGUAUAGCGUCGAUUGUGCAGAGUCGACUGCACCAGAUGAGUUCCUCGCACUGCCCUCCAUGCCACUCUCUGCCGGCGCUGUACCCCAGGGCGGCAGUAAGUCGGAAGCCGGUCCGGGGGUGAGUGCCGGCGGUGUGGCGGCGGCGGCGGUGACGGGGCUCAGCGGGCCGGCGCUGUACGCGCCCCCGGCGGGUGCAUACAUGAAUGUGCCGGCGGCAGGGCCGGCGCUGGACUUCAUUGGUACUCAGUCCGCCGCCCCCGAUGCUGGCCUUGGAUCCGCCGACGUUGCCGCCGCACCGUUACGAAGCCGACGGCACGGCCGCCUGGCGGCAGCCGCCGUGCCAGCGGCGGUGGUGGCGAUACCUCAAUUCCGGGCCGUUUACACAGCUUGCGCCGGUGCCGUGGAUGACCUCUCAGCUGGUGGUGGCGGCGGUUUGGACUGGGUUGAAAGCAUUGGCGCUGGUGACGGCGACGUGGCAGCGAACGACGCUGCCAAAAUACUCUCCGACUCCCGGGGCGACCGUGACGGCGCCGAUGGCGUGCCGUACAGCCGCCGAUGGUGUGGCUUCGUCGGGAGCUGCUGCGGCUGGUGCCGAGUGGCCGACGUGUACGGCGAACACGCAGGACACCCGUCCUCAACCCAAACGUUGCAAGGAUCCCAAAAUCAAAAACAGCAGCAGCAGCAGCAGCAGCAGCACCAGAGGACCCUGCAUUCGUUCCUCAGCAAUCCGCGAGGCGGCGGCGGCCGGAGGGGUACGGCGGCUAAUCGUCACCUGGAGCAUGACUCUGCCGCGGCUGCUGCCGCUGCCAAGAUGCGACAUUCAGGAAUGGCGUCCCACCACCACCACCACCAGCAGCAGGGGCGGCAACCUCAUCCACAGCAACAACAGCAACACCGGCACGAGCGCUCUACGGCAAAUUUGGUUGAAGAUCUGCAGCGCCAGGACCGCCAACUUGGCCACCUAGAGACCCAGACCGCGCAGGCGGCGGCGGCGGCAGUGGCCAGGAACAGCGGCUUUGUAGCAGAGGCCGAGCAACAGCAACAGCAGCUACCGCCGCGACGGCAGCAGCUAAAGCUCACCGUUACAUCCGAAGCCACAACGGCCGCGGAGGCGGGGGAGGAGGAAGAUGCAAACGUAGAGGCCGGGGGCUUAGCCGAGGGGGCCCCCGCCGCCGCCGCCGCCGCCGCCACGGCAGUGCCAGAAACGAUAGCUGCAGCGGCAGCGGCGACGGCAGCACCGGCACCGGCACCGGCACCUCCCAUUGGCGCCGCAUUGGACGAGCUCCGCGCCGCGGUGUUGCUCCCACUCGGCAAGUAUGAUCCUGUACGGCACGCUUGUUGGGGCCCCGCGCGCGCGCCGACGCCGUACCUCCACGUCGCGCUGUCUUUGGCCGCCAUAGACUCCACCCCGAAACGCCUCGCCAUCGCCGACGCGCUUACCAAUAUGUUCCGUUCCAUACUGGCGCUGGCGGCGACGCCGGCGGAGGACUUGGUGGCGGUGCUUUACUUGGUCACUGGACGCAUCGCACCCGAGUACGAGAAGAUGGAGUUAUCGGUUGGCGGCGCGACGGUCAGCGGCGCGCUGAUGGCGGCAACUGGCGUCAGCGCUACGGGGCUGAGGCAGCUGUACCGCCAGUUCGGCGACCUGGGUGACGUGGCGCAGGCCUGCCGCCGCAAGCAGUCGACACUCCGCUCCCCGCAGCCCCUGUUGGUGGGCCGGCUGCUGCAGCAGUUAAGGGCCAUUGCGGCUGACCGGGGCAGUGGUGUGGCGGCCAGGAGGCAGGCGGCCGUGCUGGGCAUGCUGCGUGCCUGCCGGGACUGCGAAGUCAAGUACCUGACACGCACACUUAUAUCGAACCUGCGUGUGGGGGCCAACUGGCGCAGCGUGUUGGGGCCCCUGGGCCGAGCAGUGCUCGUACACCAACAUCAGGCUAAGGGGGAGGAGGAGGCGGAGGCUGCGGCGGCAGACACGACGAGGACUAUGGCGGCGGCGGCGGCGGGUCCGGGCCCGAGUAAUGGGCUGCGUGGCAGCGGUGGCGGUGGCGGUGGCGGUGGCGCGCCCAGUAAGGCGGACCUCGAUUCUGCUGCUGCUGCGGUGGUGGCAGCCUACCAUCUGUGCCCCGACUUCGAGGUGCUGGUGCCCGCGCUGCUGGAGGGCGGAGUGGAGGGACUGAGGAGCAGGUGUGUUUUGACCCCGGGCGUGCCCAUCAAGCCCAUGCUCGCCAAGAUCUGCGGGGGAGUGGCCGACGGGCUGAUGCAGCUAGGCCCGGGGGUGCCGUUCCUGGCGGAGUACAAGUACGACGGAGUACGAGCACAGAUCCACCUACUGCCUGACGGGAGGGUCCUCAUCUUCAGUCGCAAUGGUGAGGACCGCACGGAGGCCUUCCCGGAUGUCAGUUGUGUUUUAGACGCUGAAGUGGUGGCGGUGCAGUGGCUGGGCCCUGGACAGCAGCCGGAGGAGGAGGAUAAGGAGGAGGAUGGAGAGCAGGAGCAGCAGGAGGGUGGUGGCGGGGAGCAGUCAGCGGGGGGCGAGUCGGAGCCCCGCACUGCCGCAGCUGCCCCCCGGAGUGGGGAUGGGGGUGGAGGUGCGGGUGGGGGUGAUGGGAAUGGAGGUGGUAGUAGCCGUACUGCUACCCCAGCCACAGCCGACGUUGCUCCGUACCGCCUCCGUGCCUUCCAGGAGUUGGCCACACGGGCCCGGGGGCCGGUGGAGGAGCACCAGGUUACCGUACAGGUAUGUGUCUUCGUGUUCGACCUGCUGUUCUGGAACGGCAAGGCCCUUCUGGACAGACCUCUACGGGAGCGACGUGCCUUGCUACCCGCCGCCCUGCCGGGGAUGUCCCCGGGGCGAGUCAUGUUGGCAACUGCAGCGGAGAUGGAGCCGCUACGGGAGGCGCCACCACCUCCGGCUCCGGCGGCGGAGAGGAAGGGGAAGGGGAAGGGGAAGGGAGCAACAGCGGCGGCGGCAGCUAAAGGCGGUGAUGACGAGGAUGCGGCGGCGGCGGCGGCAGCGGCGGAGCCAGUACGGCUAUGGCCGGCGCCGGGGGAGCCUGGUGCACGGCGGGUGGAGGACGUGGGACCGGUGCUGGCGGCUGCGCCUUCCGCUCGCCGUCCGGGGCGCGCGGCGGCUGCGGGCGCCGCAGCGGUGCCGCAGCGUGCACCAGCCUCUGCCGCCGCUGCCUCUGCCGCCGCAGGCUCCGACGGUGUCGUAGACCUCGUCGACGACGGCUCUGACGGCAAGGAGGACGAGGCGGCGGCGGCGGCGGCCCCGUCGGCCAGUGACGCUGUGUACGACAUGUUGCUGCAGGCCUUCAACGCGGGUGCCGAAGGUCUGAUGCUAAAACGGCUGGAUGGAGGGGCCGCCUAUGAGCCCAGUCGUCGCUCUGAAAGCUGGAUAAAGAUCAAACGUGACUAUGUGGAGGGUCUUAGGGACAGCGUGGAUGUGGUGCCCAUAGGGGCCUGGUACGGCCAGGGGCGCAAGGUCAAGUGGUUCAGUCCCGUACUGCUGGCGGUGUACGACCCUGUACGGGAGGAGUUUCAGAGCCUGUGUCGCUGCAUGAGCGGGUUCAGUGACGAGUUCUACACAGCGGCCCGGGAGCGACUGGGAGCCGUCACCAUCCCGGGUCCCAAGCCCUACUACAACACGGCCGAGCGCCCCAGUGUUUGGUUCGAGCCCACUGAAGUGUGGGAGCUAAGGGGGGCAGCUGCUUUCGGACUGACCGACCCGCGGUCUGUCGGUGUGUCUCUUGUGUCCCGCAGCUUCAUCCGCGUCCGGGAGGACAAGCGCCCUGAGGACGCCACCACCCCACAAGACAUCUGCGACCUGUACGACAAGCAAACACGCAAGGUGGUGGUGAGGGCGGGGGGAGCAGGGCGCACCAGAAGACAAGACGCCACUUCACGAGGGCACGAGGGAGGCGGCGGCAGCGGCGACAGGGCUGAGACCGAGACCGAGGCCGGGACCAAGCGGGCGGUCACGGCAGUGGCUGGCAGCGGCGGGGGUUUUAAAACCAAGAAACUGACAAGGGAAUGGCCGGCCCAUCGUUCAAUUGGCAAGCUGCUACCGUGGCCCUGUUGUACUCGCUGA
Molecule: messenger RNA, 7917 nt
Organism: Volvox carteri f. nagariensis
Lineage: Eukaryota; Viridiplantae; Chlorophyta; Chlorophyceae; Chlamydomonadales; Volvocaceae
Exons: 21
Coding region: 1-7917 (2638 amino acids)
Biological process (GO): DNA recombination; DNA repair; lagging strand elongation
Molecular function (GO): DNA ligase (ATP) activity; ATP binding; DNA binding
Source: RefSeq, a predicted model, not a curated record